This is a messenger RNA of Pristis pectinata (smalltooth sawfish), 1851 nucleotides long. It is a transcript of the gene clu, whose product is annotated as clusterin. The transcript has 9 exons. The record is from RefSeq and is a predicted model, not a curated record. The coding region runs from base 317 to 1672 and encodes 451 amino acids. Lineage: Eukaryota; Metazoa; Chordata; Chondrichthyes; Rhinopristiformes; Pristidae.
GUCUCAUGUUGCCCACUGCUGGAGGAGGGUAGCAUCUGCAGCGGCUGCCUGGACGCCAGCCAGUGGCUGUCUGUGUGUAUUGGUCGGGAAAAGACACAGCCAGUCUAUCUCGACUUUUCCAGAAAGACCCAGAAAGCUAUUCAACAUUGCGUAUUAGGUGACUCAACAGUAAUUUAAAUGUAACCUUGAGCCCCUGCAUAAAAAGGCCUCGGGAACGCUGCUGAGGCGGAGAUCAGCGGGAUAGGAAAUCGGCUUUUGUGCGAGAUUAAAACUUGCUGAUCCCCAUCGAAAUAAAGAGAAGGGAACAGAAGACAUCAUGUUAACCCUGUGGCUUGUUGUCUUGCUUGCUGUGAGUGAAAGCUUUCAAGAGCUUCCGCCAGAGAAACUCAAAAAGCUUUCAACUGAGGGACAAAAAUAUCUAAAUAAACAACUUGAAAAUGCUAUCGAUGGAGCAAAAGUUAUGAAAUCACUCGCAGAUAAAAAUGACCAAGAACACCGGAUGUUCUUACGAAACUUGGAACAAACCAACAAGCAAAAAAAGGAAGCACUUCUGGCUGCCAAAGAUGCUCAGAAAAAGCUGAAUGAAGCUGAGCAAUGUCAGUCCAAAGAAUCCCUGUGGGAAGAGUGCAAGCCAUGCUUGAAGCAAACAUGUACACAGUUCUACUCAAGAGUUUGCAGGAGAGGCUUUGGUACCGUUGAAAAAGAAGUGGAAAAAUUCUUCAAUGAAACACCAGCAGUUUCUGUUUGGGUUAAUGGUGAAAAAAUGGACUCACUGAUUGAAAAGAAUGAAGAACUGGGUGAACAAUUUGAACAUGUUGAAAGACAGUAUGAGGACAUGGAUGAAUUGUUCAAAGAGAGCACAAGGGCCUUUGAAGCAAUGGAUAGAUUGACUGACAGUCCCUUUGGCAGCUUUGGAUUUUUCCCAAAGCGUUUUUCCUUGUUUCCAGAUUACUCCUUUCCCCACUUUAGACCCAGCAUCUUUGAUGGUCAUGGAAUGCUUUCUUCUUUCUUCGACAUGACUCAGAGGAUGUUUGAAAGAUUCCAUAAGAUCAUGCAUGAUCCUGAAUUAAAUAAAGAACUGUUUUCUGAGGGAGAAGAGCAAAAUGUGACAAAAUCACCAGAUGGAAAGGAUCGAUUCAUCUGCCAUGAAAUACGUCGGAACUCAUCUGGCUGCAUGAAGCUUUCCAACAAGUGUGAAAAAUGCAAGGAACUUAUGUCCUUGGAGUGUUUUGAUGCAGAUCACAAGCCUUUACGAAAGGCAUUUGAAGAAUCUCUCGCAAUGGCGGAAAACUUUGCAAAGAAAUAUGAUAACCUGAUGGAAGAUUUUCAACAAUACAUGGAAAAUAAAACAAAGGAGUUGGAAACUCUUAACAAACAGUUUGGAUGGGUGUCUAAACUGGCAAAUUAUACAAAAAGCCCAGAUGGAUUUUUCAGAGUUAAAGCUAUACUGUCAAGAUCUGAAAGCAACAACAGUACGACCAGCGAUCCUGAUAUCAAUGUAACUGUCCAGAUAUUUGAUUCGCCUCCAUUGACUUUCACUGUCCCAGGAAAAUUUGACUGGGAUGAUCCAGAGCUCUCAGAAAUGCUGGCACAGAAAGCAUUGGACCUCUACAAUGAGAGGAAGAUAUCAGAAGACUUACCAACUCGCCAGCUGGAAACCAUAGAAGCGUGAAAGGAGCAAGUUCUUGCUUUACUUGCUUUGAAGACUACUUCCAUAAACCUUAGCGUAUAGCAAAUAGGUUUAUAGCACAAAGCUACUGAAAAUCUUCUGCACUAAUGUUGCUGGCCUACUGCAUUGCUGCUAUCACUUAACAUGAACUAUUAAAUAAAUGCUUUUGGAAGCAAGAUAAA